Fonsecaea multimorphosa CBS 102226 is the source of this 1911-nucleotide messenger RNA. RefSeq lists its product as uncharacterized. The coding region runs from base 1 to 1911 and encodes 636 amino acids. The transcript has 3 exons. Gene Ontology annotation, biological process: protein phosphorylation. Gene Ontology annotation, molecular function: ATP binding; protein kinase activity. The record is from RefSeq and is a predicted model, not a curated record. NCBI's taxonomy places the organism in Eukaryota, Fungi, Ascomycota, Eurotiomycetes, Chaetothyriales, Herpotrichiellaceae.
AUGAGCACCAUUCAGAAUCUCAAGAACUUUAUACGUCACGGGAAGCAGGCCCGGGUUGCCGAACCACCCCGCGACCAUCCCACUACCAACGUCUCUCCAGUUCAUGCCCAGCAACAGAAGUAUCACCAUGGCGUCAGCGACCCUAUAGGCAACCAUCACAGACAACCACAGCAUCACGUACAACCUCAACCUGGUGAAUAUUCCGUCGGGGCCGGUGACAAUCGAAAUGUGGCUGCUCAGGCCGGGGCCGCCGCAGCCCACGCUGCGGGCAAGAACCAGAAGAUCCAAGCGGACAUCGAAGCUAUCGUUGCUGAAGAGAGGGAAAAGGCCAGCAAGAUGCCCCGAUACCCUGGGCUCGAACGGUUCAUCCUUCUGGAAAAGAUGGGGGAUGGCGCUUUCAGCAACGUCUACAAGGCCAGAGACACCCAGACCGGAGACGAGGUCGCCAUCAAGGUGGUCCGCAAGUUCGAAAUGAACAAUAAUCAGCGAGCCAAUAUUCUCAAAGAAGUCCAAAUUAUGCGCCAGCUGGACCACCCGAAUAUCGUGAAGCUCAUUGACUUUUCCGAGUCCCGGCAGUACUACUACAUUGUACUUGAGCUGUGUCCAGGCGGCGAGUUGUUCCACCAAAUUGUCCGCUUGACAUACUUCAGCGAAGACCUCAGCCGCCACGUCAUUACUCAGGUCGCCAAGGCUUUACUUUAUCUGCAUGAAGAGACCGGUGUGGUCCAUCGUGACAUCAAACCGGAAAAUCUUCUGUUUUAUCCGAUCCCUUUUGUCCCGACGCGCAACCCGAAGCCCAGGGGGCCGGACGAUGAAGACAAAGCGGACGAGGGAGAGUUCAUUCCAGGCCUCGGUGCCGGUGGUAUCGGCCAAAUCAAGAUUGCCGAUUUUGGUCUUUCCAAAGUGAUUUGGGAUUCUCAAACCAUGACGCCCUGCGGUACAGUCGGUUACACGGCACCUGAAAUCGUCAAGGAUGAACGCUACAGCAAAUCGGUCGACAUGUGGGCUCUAGGCUGUGUGCUUUAUACCCUCCUUUGCGGUUUUCCUCCUUUCUACGACGAGUCGAUUCAAGUCCUGACGGAAAAGGUUGCUCGGGGUCAAUAUACCUUCCUAUCGCCCUGGUGGGAUGACAUUUCGAAAUCAGCACAAGAUCUGGUCUCGCAUCUGUUGACCGUCAAUCCUGACCGGCGAUAUACGAUUGAAGAAUUCCUGAACCAUCCUUGGAUUCGGAAUGCCAAUGAACCCACCUAUGCUGCUGCAGAUGCUCCACCUCUGGCCACCCCUCUCCAUGUCCGCCAGAAGGAGAUUGCCCAAGCGGGCAACAUCCCUGCAGAACUCCUCACCACUCCCAACACCCCCGGUGCAAAGCGGGCAGACUUCCGAUCGCCUGGUGCUGUCAACCUCCGUGAAGUCUUCGACGUGGGCUAUGCCGUACAUCGACAAGAAGAGGAAGCCAAGAGGAGAAAGAACUUCAAGCAAGGCUACCGCGGAGCAGGCAUGCCCGGUGGAUUAAAUCCUCUGAAUGAGGAUGAGGAUGACGAGGAUGAAGACUACGAGGAAGAAGUGUCUAGCAAAGUGCCGAAAAACCAGCAACCGGCCGAUGUGUCGAGUAUGGAAGCAAAGAUGCGUUCAACCAAUCUCGGAACUCAGCCUUCUGCGGCGGCCCAAGCGCGAGCGGCGGCGGCGCCCGCCAGAAGCCAACAUCACAAUAGUCAGCAAGAACAGCGAGGCUAUGGCCAGCAUAGCGCAGCGGUAGCGGCUGCAGCCAAGCAGAGCGUUGGACGUCGCAAUAAGGAGCCGUUCGAAUUGAGCCUGGACAACUCGACAUUGUUGGGCAGGAGAAACAAGAUGGUGAACCCGGGCAAUCCAAACGCGCCUUCGAAAUUGAGAGAGGAACUGAGUGUGAGAUAA